UUGUACACGUACUCUAUCGCCAUCGAUGACUACGGCAGGCCUAUCGGUGCCGGUACGGAUACACCGUCAUGGCUACAGCCGAUGUCCCCUCCCCUCCCUUACCCGUCGAGCAGUCGCGCGCGCCUCUUUUUUCGCCCGUUUGGCGCACUUGCAAAAGAACCUUCCAUUCCGUGUAAUUAUACGCACCGCCCAGCACUAAAGACAGGUUGCCGUUGACUCAAGAUGGCCUAGCUCGAGUCGCUCAAGAUAGAAUCUCCAAAAACCCCUACCCUUAGUGCUCCGACAUCGUCAUUGUCGUCGGAGACGCCCACUGGGCUGGACUGGACGGCAACAAGCCCCCUUCGCCCCUUCGGCCCCUGAAGCUCACAGCCAGCACCCGCCGAAUUGGCAGUUCCCUUGCCCGCGCUGUCAGGAUAUUCCCUCCUUCGGAGCAGAGUCAAAUGUCAAUGUGCAGGUGUCAGAUCCAGCCUCUUCUUCGUCCGUUAUGUUUUGUCUUGGCGUUCCCAGCACGUCCCUUGCACUCGACACGGCAUCCUCGUCCCUCCCACUCCUCCAGCGGAAAGGUACAUGAAUACAUGAGCAUCCGGUCGCUCAAUCCGACCGACCAUUGACCCCUACUUGCAACGAUGUUCUUGGGCUUAUUUGGGAUGGCCCCUCGCUCUCUCGCGUCUUGUCGGCUCGAUUGGCUGUUGUUCACAUGUCUGGCCACGCCUUUGUCCAUUCUACGCAUCGACGGUUUGCUCCUACACUUUGUUGCCGUCACCCACCGCAUCGUGCUGCUGCUAGAGGCCAAUAACUGCCGCUCAUCUGGGAAGCGCUCGCGUCGACCGAGCUGCCACCUUUUCACACAACCACCACUACUCUACCUUCGUGAUCUGUCCCCCUUCCCCCCUGCAAGUCGCGUACAUACACCCCUUCCGGCCCCCCCCCCCCUCUCGCUGGGCCCUUUCUUGGUCUUCUGGGCUACUCGCGCUCUUCCUCCCAGUUCCUUGUCUCGAAAAGUCUUGUCCCUCACGCAGUUCCGCCCACCCCCAAGAAAAGCACGAGCACCACGACAUAUAGCAUUCGGCCGCAUUGCUAAGUAUGCCGUCUACGUCUCGGCUCGCCCUACUUGGGGCACCUUAAAUUCUUUCUUGGCCUGUUAGCCUGCACUUAGUCUGCCUUACGACCUCGCUGUUGCUCUUUUUGUUCCUCUGUCUCUCUGUCUCUCUGCUCAUUCCCAUUCCCACUGGCCCUCGUACCGAUGCCUAAUCGCCCUUCUCGUUCUAGCUUCCCCAUCCCCUCUGCGACGGUUUCGUAUUGUCCCCCCCCCAAGUCCCCUCACUGCUUGUCCCUAUCCGCUGCACUACACACGCCCCCCUCCUCCUGCUCCAGGGUAGUCUACGCUACCGCGUGAGAGAGCACCAACGGCAUCUGUACAGCAGCAGCACUACUACCACCACACCACCACCAGGGGCCCUGCCCACUGUUCGCCAGAUCGUGGCCUACCUACCUUACCUGCCCCGUGUGUCGAAUACGUACCGCGGUAUCUGUACCACUUGACCGCGCUACUGGGACUGCACCGUGCGGGACCGUAUUCCCCAUACCCUCGAGUCGUGUACUGACUGGCUGUCUCAACCACCCCCGGCCGAGACGCUACCUACCUACCCGCUACGUAAUCCAUCUCGCGCUCAGCUUUGCGCGAGACUUACACACACCUGUGUGUGGCCUGCACCGCACCGCACCGCACCGCACCCUGCUCGGCCUUUAAACAAGGGCCUUCCACACCCCCCCCUAGCUGCCCAGACGAGAGGCCCAGCAAGAAGGCAAAAGAUCCCCCGGCUCCUCGUCUCUGGUCCUCCCGUUUUUGUUUAAACUCAUCAUCCUCCUGUCCCCCGCGAAGUCUUGGCACACGUUUCGUUCUUCUCAUGUUCAAGACUUGAUCAGUCCGAAAAGCCGUUCCUAGCAUUGGGUUGGCUUAUCGGACAACGGCCCUUGUACACUCGAAUAUGCAAAGAGCCUGUCCUCCGUAACCGCGCACUUACACCGAGAACCGGGUGCUCGACCGAGCCAGUCCAACCAACCAGUUCACCACCCUCAACUCAUCUUUACUACCACCAAGUCACCAAGUCACCUCCCCAUCUUUCUCACUCUCACUCUCACCCUCUCUCUCACACACUCACACACUCUCUCGCCGUCCCUUCUCCUCACUCGGCAGCGCAAUGAGUCCUCCAUCCCGGCCCGUCAAGGCCGACAACUCGCCCCCGGACUCCAACAUGUCGGACAACGAGUCGGCUGCGCCGUCUACCAACGGCUGGCCUGUCAAAGAACCGCCGUCACCGAGUGGCAGCGCUCACUCCGGCUCCGAUAUGGACGAGAAGCCCGGUGAAGCCGGCACCAACGUCCCCGUGCAGAAGCGCCGGCGGGUGACCAGAGCCUGCGACGAAUGCAGACGCAAGAAGAUCAAGUGCGACGGCAAGCAGCCGUGCACCCACUGCUCCGUCUACAGCUACGAAUGCACAUAUGACAAACCCUCCAACCGGCGGAGGAAUCCGGCUCCUCAGUAUAUCGAGGCGCUGGAGAGCCGUCUGCAGCGUGCCGAAAGCCUGCUGCGCAAGUUCAUCCCGGACGUCGACCUGGCCGAUCCCACGCUGGAUCCUGCCGUCCAGCAGGAGUUCCGCAACAGGGAGCACGCCAGGAGCCAGACCUCCAAGCCGAGGCACGACCCGUUCGUCGUGCCCGAGAGGGGGGACGCCCAGCUGCUGUCCAUGAUCGAGUCCAUCGGCCAGCUGGACCUGGACGACAGGGGCGGCUGGGACUUCCAUGGCGUGUCGUCCGGCGCCGUCUUCCUGCGUCGCAUGAAGGAGCACUUCAGGGGCAUGAUGGGCCCCAUCACCAAAGUACCCUUCCUGCCGCGGCCGGACAGGCCUGCCGGUCUGAUCAACCUCGACUCUCCCGCAUCGGCCGCCAGCUCGCCCUUCGACUCGACCAUGUCCACAGCCCCUGAGCUCCCCCCGAAGGAGGUUGCCAGGAACCUCUGCUACCUCUCGCUGAACUGCGCGACCUGCCUGAUCCGCAUAGUCCACGUCCCCUCCUUUUACGAAAUGUUUGACAGAAUCUACGAAAAGCCCUACGAAGACUACUCCAAGGAAGAGCACCGGUUCCUGGGCCUUCUCAACGCCGUCAUGGCCCUGGGCUGCAUGUACCGCAACCUGGACGAGAACGCCCCUUCGGUGGCUUACAAGGAGUCGGUUGACGAAGGAAUGAAGUACUACGACACCGCCAGGCGGAUCCUGCAGGACAUCACCGAGUGCCGGGAUCUGACGUCGCUCCAGGCCCUGCUCUUUAUGAUUCUUUUCCUGCAAGCCACCUCGAACCUGAGCGGGUGCUACGCGUUUGUGGGGAUCGCGCUCCGGUCGGCCCUGCGCAUAGGCCUGCACAGGUUCCUGAAGCACGAGAAGAUUUCCAUCAUCGAGCAGGAGGUUCGGAAGCGGGUGUUCUGGGUCAUCCGGCAGAUGGACAUUUACGUCUCGGCCAUGCUCGGCUUCCCGCUGAUGCUCAACGCCGAGGACAUUGACCAGCCGUACCCGAGCGAGAUCGACGACGAGUACAUCACGGACGAGGGCAUCCUGACCCCUCCGCCAGGCACCUUUUCCUUCUUUGAAGCGUUCAACGCGCACACCCGUCUGAUGGAGAUCCUGGCCCGGAUCCUCAAGUUCGUCUACCCCCUGAAGGGGCUCGGCCAGAGCGUCAUGAAGGGCGACAAGCCAGGCGCGACGUACCUGAUCAGCUACGCCAACAUCAAGCGGAUCGAGGAGGAGCUGCAGGAGUGGUACGAGGUUCUGCCCGCCCAGUGGCGGCCCAGGCCCGACGGGCCCGUCGAGGUGAUCCGCGUUCGCCAUCUGCUGAGAUUCGCCUACGCCCACGUGCAGCUCGUCCUCUACCGCCCGUUCCUGCACUACGUCUCCCCCCGCCUGGGCGUCGGAAAGAAUAUUGACGACCUCUCGUACGCGUGUGCUGCGGCCUGCAUCAGCGUAUCGCGGAACAUUGUCCACAUUGGCAUCGAAAUCCGCAAACAGAACGUGCUGGCCGGGCCGUACUGGUUCAUGCUCUUCACCGAGUUCUUUGCCAUCCUGUCUCUCGUCUUCUACUCGAUAGAAAACCCCGAGAAGAUCGGCUCCGCGGAGGUGCUGGAAGACGCCAUUGCGGGCAGAGACAUGGUUGCCAAGCUGCAGUCCAAGAGCCAGGCCGCCGACAGAGUCACGGAGGCGCUCAACGUCUUGUUCGAGCAGUUGCCCGAGAGGCUCCAGGAGGCCAAGUCUCGGCCGAUCCCGACCAAGAAGCGAUCGGCGCCCGGGCAGAAGGCGAGCUCGGUACCCGUCCACGGACAUGCGGCCCUACAGCCGGGCGUCGGCCAACGCCGAUCCGAAGAGCUCAGCCGACCGCCCAGCGUGGUGAUGGCCAACGGGCGGAUGCACCAGCCGCCGCUCCGCACCUCGUUCGACGACGUGCCCAUCUCGGAGGCGGGGUACCAGAGCGCCUCCCUCGCGAGCAACAUCCAGGACCUGCUUGGCAUGGAUAUGUCCUCGCGGGCGACCCCGGACUCGGUCAGCACGUCGGCCAGCUCGAACCGGCCGACGCAGGGGUUCCCGCCGCCUCACAGCAUGACGCACCUCGGCAAGCUCGACUCGCUCAUGUUCCCGUCAGAGGAUCCGUUCGCGUACCCCAAUCAACCCAUGAUGGAACUGGGCUUCCAAAAGGGACCAGGGCCGAACAACGUCAGCGGCCCGCAGGAUCCGUCCACGUUCAUGAUGCCCGGCGCAUUCGACGACAUCGACACCCAGCUCCUCGGGCAGUCGCCCGCCUACUUCCUGCAAGGACAGGGCCACCACCACCAGCAACAGCAGCAGCAACAGCAGCAGCAGCAACAACAACAACAGCAGCAGUCCGGAUACGAUCUCGCGGGCAUGUACCAGCACCCGGGAUACCAGGGCAUGCCCGAUGCCGCGAGACUCGAGCACGCACGCCGGGCACAUAUGCAGCAGCGGCCCGGGGAGAUUGAACGGAUGCUUGCAGAGACGGGCUACCAAGGCAACUGGGCGGGGAUGCUCGCCAGGAACGGAUUUCAGGGCCUAUAGGCAGGCACAUUUCGCUUCAAGUGAUACCCAGCAUUUAUUUGGAGCCCUGCGAGCUCAGGGUGCGAUCUAUUUCGAGGGAGGGGGUUGGGUUUUAAAACAAGACAAGACAAGACGACGAGAGACGGCCGUAUCGGAUCAGGCGUUGCGGUCACACUUCACUUUGAUGGGGAUUUCGGGAGGUUUGCAUGGCAUCAUGUCGGUUGGAGGCUUACAAGAGGCCCGGGUUUUACUUUUUACCUUCAAGUCGUCAGCGUCGGGCGCGACGAACAUGUGCAUACUUAGGUGACGGUUGUCGAGAUAGCUAGCAUGUGUACCAAUUGGAUAUAGGAUUUGCC
Molecule: messenger RNA, 5452 nt
Organism: Colletotrichum destructivum
Lineage: Eukaryota; Fungi; Ascomycota; Sordariomycetes; Glomerellales; Glomerellaceae
Exons: 5
Coding region: 2202-5117 (971 amino acids)
Biological process (GO): positive regulation of transcription by RNA polymerase II; DNA-templated transcription
Cellular component (GO): nucleus
Molecular function (GO): sequence-specific DNA binding; DNA-binding transcription factor activity, RNA polymerase II-specific; zinc ion binding
Source: RefSeq, a predicted model, not a curated record